Molecule: messenger RNA, 1261 nt
Organism: Aspergillus glaucus CBS 516.65
Lineage: Eukaryota; Fungi; Ascomycota; Eurotiomycetes; Eurotiales; Aspergillaceae
Exons: 4
Coding region: 405-1106 (233 amino acids)
Source: RefSeq, a predicted model, not a curated record
UUUAUCAAUGUUCAACAUUCACCAGCGAUGCAGUCCACUCUGGGUACUGCAGGAGCAUCUUGUGAGGACGGCUCCCCGUUCUCAUUCGACAAGGUGCUCUUAACGGAGCGUUGGGAGAGCAAAUCUUAGGCCCUGUAUGGGUAUUCAUUUGUCCCUUUGUCGACUUUGUUUGGCAUAGGGCGAUGUUUGCGCUUGCAGGUGUCCAUCCGAGGAUCGAAGGCAUCAGUUUCUGAGUUCCUAAUUGAGCUUGGCCUUGGCCGAUGGAACUGAUGCAAGAGAACAUCUCGAACAUCUCGUAACUUGCUUGCUAAUUUGCUAGAUAUCGUAGGGUGAUAUACUCUUACGGCGUAGGUUAGGUUCAGUACUCCUGUAUACAUCUGUCGCCCGACGCCUUGGGGUUUGUCAUGAAGACGAUGCAAAAAUUGCUACAAAGUCUGCUAUGUUGUGAUCAAAUCUCUAUGUUUCCUAUAGGGCAUGAGGCAGGUACGAAAUCGGAGGCUAUUUUGACUGACAGACGCCAAGACUUCCUAUUCCGGAAUCUCCGCCGUCGCCUUCAACUGUCCUUGGCUCUCUCUUCCGCUCUUCUUUCUCUCCCUUUCCUUCUGCACUGUUUCUUCUUUUAUUCUGACUUUACUUCUUACUGUCAUUUACCGCGCUCUGCUGUCGUAUACACAAUUUUAGCAGCGUUAGCCUCUUGUCACGAAAGGCAACUACAUUUCUUCCAUCGCAACUUCUACCACCAUGUCCUACAACAAACCAGACUACCCUCCUCCUUCCUACCCGGCACCCGUCCACGACGCCGGCCCCUACCCACAGCAACAAUCCGGCGGCGCAGCCAACGACUACUACAACCAAGGCGGCCAAGGCGGCUACCCACCCCAACAAAACUACGGAUCUCCUCCUCCUCAAAACUAUGGCUACGGAUCGCCGCCGCCCCCAGGCCAGCCGAUGUACUAUCCGCCGCAGGGAUAUCCGCAAGCGCAACCGCAGCCGGGGUACUAUCAGGGUCAGCAGGAUCGCGGAGGGUCAACUGGGGGUGGUAUUUGCGCGGGUAUAAUGGCGGCGCUGGCAUGCUGCUGUUGUUUGGACUUGAUUUUCUAGGAUAAUUCGGUGGUCUUACGGGUCUUUCUGUUGCUUGGGGGAGGAUGGGUUCGGUUUCCUUCGGUUCUCGGUUUUGAACGGCGUAUACGGAUGAAAGGGUUAUUGAAUGACGAGUACUUUUACAGCGAUCAGGCAUGGACCUCAAUUCAAGCAUUCUUAU